Molecule: messenger RNA, 3128 nt
Organism: Rhea pennata
Lineage: Eukaryota; Metazoa; Chordata; Aves; Rheiformes; Rheidae
Gene: MBNL2
Product: muscleblind like splicing regulator 2
Exons: 7
Coding region: 837-1922 (361 amino acids)
Biological process (GO): regulation of RNA splicing
Cellular component (GO): nucleus
Molecular function (GO): metal ion binding; RNA binding
Source: RefSeq, a predicted model, not a curated record
CCCCCGAUAAGGCACAGGGUUUCCUGGGCGCAGCAAAGCAGCGCUGUUGAUUGUUCCACGCGAAGAUUAUUCAUCAUGGUGCAACGGGAGCGAGACCGUUAUUUGUGUACAUCAGAUGUUUUGUUUCUCGCUGGAAAUGUGCUGAAUAGACAGAGCUAAACCAGGUUGGUGAUUUAAAAAGUGCCUUUGUGAAGUCACUUUUACGAGAGAGGAUUCCAGCGCCUGUGUUUUCCAAGUACUGUCCUUGCCAGCUAGACAUUGCCUUGACCUUGCACGUGGCAGAAGAUACCUCAACUGCCUUGGUUUGCCAAUUCAUCGAUGUGAAGCAGACUUCUAUAUAGAAGGAAGGCGACGAAGAAGAAAAAAUUAUUACUGGGACACAAGCAAAUGACUGCGUUGCUUUUCUUGUGUAAUCAAUACCAGCGAGUGAUCAGCAAGGGAUUACUGUGCUCUCGAGGAGUGCCAUUGCACUGAAGAACCUUUCCUUAAAACUGGAGGGUCAGUGACACAAUCAACAGGCCCAGACGUUUUACAGACAGAAAUGCUACUGAGCAUGGUUCUUUUCAGCCAAAAGUCUACAAGUGGGACUUAAUGAUUCAUCAAUCAGGUGACUGCUUGCUGAUAAACUUUCUCUGCAUUUUUUGCUUUGUGUGUGUUGGACAUUCUUAAUCCUCCCCCAACACUUUAAAAAACAAAAAACGAACACUUCCUUUCCAAUUGGAAUUAUUUUUCUGGUUAUUUUUCCCCCUUUUCCCCCCUUUCCCCCCAUCAGUGUUUUUUUGGAAAUCUCUUUGGCACUUGACAGCAAUUUGCAGCAUUUAAAUCAGCUUUUCAUCAUGGCUUUGAAUGUUGCUCCUGUAAGAGAUACAAAAUGGCUAACGUUAGAAGUGUGCAGACAAUUUCAGAGGGGAACUUGUUCACGCUCUGAUGAAGAAUGCAAAUUUGCACAUCCUCCUAAAAGUUGCCAGGUUGAAAAUGGAAGAGUUAUUGCCUGCUUUGAUUCCUUAAAGGGUCGUUGUACAAGGGAAAACUGCAAGUACCUUCAUCCACCAACACAUUUAAAAACUCAACUGGAAAUCAAUGGCAGGAACAACUUAAUUCAACAAAAAACUGCAGCAGCAAUGCUUGCUCAGCAAAUGCAGUUCAUGUUUCCAGGAACACCGCUACAGCCAGUGCCCACAUUUCCAGUGGGUCCCACAAUAGGAACGAACACGGCAAUUAGCUUUGCUCCUUACCUAACACCAGUAACACCCGGAGUGGGCUUAGUCCCGACUGAGAUCCUACCCACGCCACCUGUCAUUGUUCCUGGAAGUCCACCGGUUUCAGUCCCUGGUUCAACUGCUACCCAGAAACUCCUCAGGACUGAUAAACUGGAGGUGUGCAGGGAGUUCCAGAGAGGAAACUGUGCGCGUGGAGAGACUGAUUGCCGCUUUGCGCAUCCUGCAGACAGCACAAUGAUUGACACAAACGACAACACCGUAACCGUGUGUAUGGAUUACAUAAAAGGUCGUUGCAUGAGGGAGAAAUGCAAGUAUUUUCACCCUCCUGCACAUUUGCAGGCCAAAAUCAAAGCGGCGCAACACCAAGCCAACCAGGCUGCAGUGGCAGCCCAGGCAGCUGCGGCAGCUGCGACUGUGAUGGCCUUUCCUCCUGGUGUUCUUCACCCUUUACCAAAGAGACAAGCACUUGAAAAAAGCAAUGGUGCCAGUGCCGUUUUCAAUCCCAGUGUCUUGCACUAUCAACAGGCUCUUGCCAAUGCUCAGUUGCAGCAACAUGCAGCAUUUAUCCCAACAGAUAAUCCUGAAAUAAUCAGCAGAAACGGAAUGGAAUGUCAAGAAGCCUCCCUGCGAAUGGCAAAACCCGGUUACUGUACAUACUAUCCUGUCUCCUCCUCUCUAGAGUUGCCACAAACUGCAUGCUAAGUAACAAAUUUGUUCUGACGGACAAAUCACAAACUCUUCAAAAAAAAAAAAAAAAAGGAAAAAAAAAGCUAGUGCUGCUAUGUUAUAUAUGAAUAUUAAAUAUGGUAUGCUUACUAUAUUCCAACCUAAAAUAGUUAACUACCUGAUACCAGCUGUGAUGUUUCAAGACAUAAAAGGUAACAUUUAGUUUUAAAGGUUUUCUAAACAUAGUUUACUUCUUGCAAAUAUUGUCUUUUCUCCAUAACUAUAACCUACAGCAAACAGUCCAAUUAAGUUAGUCUUGUGAGAUUCAGUGUUUAUGAAUCUUUCAAGUUCAGCAAUAAUUAAUUUGUAUUGGCUAAAAUCUUAUUCCAGUUGCAGGUUUAAUUUUAACCCCAAUUAUCAAUGGGUUUCUUCUUGGUUUAAAAAUCUUGGUUUUGCUCCCCUAGUGAGUUGAUUCCAAGACAAAGAAAAUGAAACAAAGCGACAUCCCCUGCCAAUUUAGAUAUUUUAGCCAGAAAUCCAAAGUAAAGCACAAAUUCUUUAGAUGCACAUAGCUGAUGUUCAACUUGUAUGGAGAAAUUGCAUUUGAAUCAUAGCAGAAUAGCGGAAGAAAAUUAAAAAAUUUGCACAGUAUGAGCUUCAUACCCCCUUCAAUCCCCAAAAGAACAAAGUCUUGAAAAUAUUAUUUUACAAGUAUAUUUAUAAUGUUUUUAAAAGAGACUUUGCAGAAGUGCCUAAAUUUUGUCACAUCAGACUUGAUGAAAGUGAGCCUGAUGCCAACAGUCUAAUCUUACAGGAAGCGAAUAAUCUUUCAAACUCAUAAUCGGGUUACCAAAAAGAUCCAAGCUGUUAAGCAACUUCUAUAAAUGUAAAAUCAAACAAAAAGACCAAACAAAAGGAGAAAAAGAAGGUGUAGAUGACGAGAUUUGUAUGAUAUUCUAAUUUAAUUAAAAUUCAGUUUAGUCACUGAAACUUGAUAAGUGACUUUAAUCUAGAUUAUUAACUGAACAUUAAGAAUGUAGGAUGAGAUUCAGUUUCAUAAAUCAUUACUGUAUUUGCAUUUUUUUAAAUUGGAUUAUCAGAUUGUAACCAGAUUAGAGUGGAGAAAAAAUAGUUCUUUUAAUUGUUUUUCUUUAAAAACAUAUUUUGUGUCACAAAAGUGUGAAGAUAUCUUUAAUACAGUUAUAUACAUAUUAUAUAUACAUACAUACAUAUAUAUGGAUG